Messenger RNA from Lepus europaeus (European hare), 4572 nucleotides. RefSeq names its product SH2B adaptor protein 3 (gene SH2B3). The record is from RefSeq and is a predicted model, not a curated record. Gene Ontology annotation, biological process: intracellular signal transduction. NCBI's taxonomy places the organism in Eukaryota, Metazoa, Chordata, Mammalia, Lagomorpha, Leporidae. The transcript is spliced from 8 exons. Gene Ontology annotation, cellular component: plasma membrane. Gene Ontology annotation, molecular function: transmembrane receptor protein tyrosine kinase adaptor activity. Bases 297 to 1970 code for a protein of 557 amino acids.
CGGACUGUCGCGGGCCGCGGAGGCCACGGCGGCCGCAGCGAAGUUGUCCCGGCGGCGUCCCGGGGGCGCAUCCUCUCGCAACUGUCAGGCGCUGGCGGCGGAAAUGAUGAGGCUCUGGCCAUCUUCCGAGCCGGGGUUUCCUGCCUGAGCCCCGCUCGAGCGAGGAGCCGACGCGCCCGGGGCGGGGGCCCGCCCGCCCCCUCGAGGUCUCGGGGGGCCGGGGCGCGCGACGCCAUGGGCCGGCCGGGCCCGUGCCCCGUCUCUCUCAGCCUGGCCGCCCCACGUCGGUCUCCACCAUGAACGGGCCUGGCCUGCAGCCGUCCUCCGAGUCCUCGGCCUCCCCCGCGCCCACGGCCUCCCCGGCGGCGGCCCCGGGCCCCCGGGGCUGGAGCGACUUCUGCGAGCUGCACGCGGUGGCCGCGGCCCGGGAGCUGGCCCGCCAGUACUGGCGCUUCGCCCGCGAGCACCCGCAGCACGCGCCGCUGCGCGCCGAGCUCGUGUCGCUGCAGUUCACCGACCUCUUCCAGCGCUACUUCUGCCGCGAGGUGCGCGACGGGGCCCGCGCCCCCGCGCCGGCGCGCGACUACCGCGACACGGGCCGCGGGGCCGCCGGCGGCCUGGCCCUGCCCAAGGCCCGCAGUUCCGAGGAGCUGGCCCCGCCGCGGCCGCCCGGCCCCUGCUCCCUGCAGCAGCUACGCCGCAGCCUCCGCCACAUCUUCCGCCGCCGCUCGGCCGGGGAGCUGCCCGUGGGCGCCGCCGCCGGGGAGGCCGGCGAGGGCGCGGCGCGGCCCGGCCUGGCCCGCAGGCUGCUGCCCUGGACCCUGGCGCGGGAGCCUCCGCCCGAGGCCCUCAAGGAGGCGGCGUUGCGGUACAGCUUGGCCGACGAGGCGUCCAUGGACAGCGGCGCCUGCUGGCAGCGCGGGAGGCUGGCGCUGCGCCGCGCCGCGGGCCCCGACGGCCCGGACCGCGUGCUGGAGCUCUUCGACCCGCCCAAGAGCUCAAAGCCCAAACUGCAAGCAGCCUGCUCCAGCAUCCAGGAGGUCCGGCGGUGCACGCGCCUGGAGAUGCCCGACAACCUCCACACCUUCGUGCUCAAGGUGAAGGAACGGACAGACAUCAUCUUCGAGGUGGGGGACGAGCAGCAGCUGAAUUCGUGGUUGACUGAGCUCCGGGAGUGUACAGGCCGAGGCAGGCUGGGCCACAGCGAUUCAGAGCCACAUGUCCCCUCCACCCUGGAGCCCAGCACGCCCAGCUCCCCCAGGGGAAGCACAGAUGCCCUUAACCAAGCUGCUGCUCCUGGGGGGCUGCUGGACCCAGCUUGCCAGAAGACGGAUCAUUUCCUGUCCUGCUACCCCUGGUUCCACGGCCCCAUAUCCAGAGUGAAGGCAGCCCAGCUGGUGCAGCUGCAGGGCCCGGAUGCUCACGGAGUGUUCCUGGUGCGGCAGAGUGAGUCCCGGCGUGGGGAGUAUGUGCUCACAUUCAACUUCCAGGGCAAAGCCAAGCACCUCCGCCUGUCGCUGACUGAGCGGGGCCAGUGCCGUGUGCAGCACCUGCACUUCCCCUCGGUCGUGGACAUGCUGCACCACUUCCAGCGCUCGCCCAUCCCACUCGAGUGCGGCGCCGCCUGCGACGUUCGGCUCUCCAGCUACGUGGUAGUUGCCCCCCAGCCACCAGGCUCCUGCAGCACCAUCCUGUUCCCGUUCUCCCUCCCUCGCUGGGAUUCAGAGCUGGGCCUUCCCCACCUGGGCCCUUCCGGCUGUCCCCAGGGGCUCAGCCGAGAGGGUCACCCAGGCCGAUCCUCGCCACCUGAGCAGAUCUUCCACUUGGUGCCUUCGCCUGAGGAACUAGCCAACAGCCUGCGGCACCUGGAGCCAGAGCCCGGGAGUCGAGCCAGGGACUCAGACUAUGAAAUGGAUGCAUCCUCGCGGAGCCACCUGCGGGCCAUAGACAACCAGUACACAGCGCUAUGACGACGCGGAGAUGCGAAACGUGCCCAUCUUUCCUUCCUUCCAGUGAGAGACUGAAGGGACACUGGUCACUGCUGUCCAGGGUGGAGGUGACCCUCUUAGCAGGCCUGUUAAAGGGCCUCCGUGAGUCUCCCGGCACCUGGCUUUCUCGUUUACAGAUGCACUUCUUAUCCGGAGCUCCUGCCCCCAUCACUCCUGGAGGGAGUGGUCGGGUAAGGGCCUGAGUGGGCAGUGGGAACCUGCUCUUUUCCACUGACACCGUCAGAGUUGAUGACAGACUUUCUGCUGUUGGGGGAGGGGUGAUCAGGAAUUCCAAAACACUACCAAGCCCCGGAUUCUCACGUGGCUUCCCCACUAUAGCCCCAACCUGUGGGGCUACACCUCGCAAGACAAAAGCUGUAUCAGAGGGACAAGCUCAAGGUCAAAAAUGAUUUAAAUAUUUUACCUCAGGUUAGUUUUUUAAAGAUUUCAGGUUUCAAAACUAAAUCAUUGCUUUUCUUUGCACUGUUCCAACUUGCACCCCUGCGGUUGCGUCGCCCGAGACAGCCACGCAGACCCUGCUGAUGCCCCCAGCGGCUGGGCUGUCACCCCUCAGGGCAGGCACCUGCUGCCAGCAGCCACUGUCCCACCCCAACACGGAGCAGUGAAGGUGCCACCCUUUCAGGGAACGUCAGGCAAUGAACCGCAAUAGGGUGGCAAGGAAGAGUCCCUACCCUGGUGCCUUAUGAAUAAAAAAGUGGAUUCUGGUUCACAGCCGCUUGACAGUGAGUAAAUUAGUGGUGGUGGGUGUGUGUGUAGACAAGCAUAAAGGGAAGGCAGACUCCUGGGCCCCUUUACCCACAGGGCUGGCUCAGCCCCCAUCCCAUGGCCUACUCAAUGACGACACCCUAGUCAACUACCCCACGAGUGGGUUUCACUCCUCUGGACCCAAAAUGGAAGCCAGGAACCACUUCACGAGGCCCUCCAGGGUGCCAUGGCUGCUCAUGGCCUCAUCUGGGAGGGUUCCCAGAGCUAGCAGAUCUGCACCUAGACUUGCCUUUCCAAAGUGCUGAGAUGGGGGCCGGGGGGGGGGGGGGGUGCCUGGCUCUUCCCACCUUCCUGUGGCAGCCUGGGGAACAAGGGGGCAACAGCUCAGCCCCAGGCUCUGGCGCCACCCUGUAGUAUGGUAUGUACAGGUGCAUCAGGCCCACAGCUGACACUACCAACUGUUUUCUCAAGGGGCAGGUUUGGUGUGCUCCUACUCUUCUCUAGCCCAAGGAUCAGCCUUCUGCUUCUAAAAAUUUUCUAGGAGCUGGGGAAGCAGCCAUUAUUCCCAAGUGUUGUCAUGGAUCUAGACUUGCGGUUCACUUUCAAGAACCCUGUCUUCUACAAUAAAGCAGGUUUCACCAUGAAACCAAGUUCACUGCAGACCGUCAGUGCCCGGCUGCACAGGUAAGGGCCAGCGAGAUGUCCAACCACGGCUCUCAUCUCUUAGACUCGGGCAGUGCCCAGACACACACCAGGUACAGCAAACGUAGCUUCUUUCUGGCUGCAAAGAUCCCUAAGGAAACUGGAGUCACCCGCCUCCACACUGCUGCUUUUCUGUCCAAGUUUUAACCCGGACAGCUCGGGGACAUUCUGAAAAAAGCCCCCUGCUGGCGCUGGGACAAAGCAACACUAAGCGGAUGCCUUUUCUUGUGCUAGAGUCAGAUCCAGCUAGAUGGGAUGGGGGCGGGAGGAGUGGGCUCAGUCCCUGGGCCAAAUGCAGCCUUCGCAGGCACGGCCCGCCCCACUGCUGCUGGCGGGUGCCGAGGCCACGCCAGCCUUGGAGAGUCUGGCUCCAAACACAGCGAGCCUCACGGCCCCUCCCGCCUGCUCUACCACAAGCGCCGCCGCACAGCCCCCAGCAGCCUCACUCCCGUUGUCUGACUACUGAGCUUCGGCAAACUAACAGUCACCAGCACCAAAGAAUUAAGUCAACUAACCUGCCUUGACCUUUAGACCAGCAGUCCAUAGGGCUUUAUCUGGUAUAGAUCUUCUGCCUUUCAUCAAUUCUGGACCAUGUAGGAGAAAGGAAUGGCAAUCAUUAACAUCUUGGGCCAGAGAACACUGUUUUUACCUAACAGUUUCUUAGCCUCACUCAAGGCCUCUGAGGGCCCCCUGAAAUCCCCUGCCAUUGCAUUUUUAUUCGGGGCUAAGCCUCUUCUGUGGGCAUCUCCCACAGUCUAAGGGAACUCAAGAGUGUCCUGCCCACUGCUUCUGAACACAUAUGACACCCAGUGUUGGGCUGGGAUAAGCACAUUGUGAUGACACAAGUGAGCUCACCUUGUUUCACUAUAGGCAGAAAGGUAUCUGGCAAAAUUUUUUGUAUUGUUUAUGUACUAUAUAUAAGUAACUUAUUCUGAAUAAUGCACAUUUUGCUAUAAUGUACACAUUGCUAUGUGAAUUAAAGAGUUUUUCAGACUUCUCAUCUGCUGCCAGUGUGCAGAGGCUCUGUCUCGCCCUGCCCCCACUCGCCAGUCCUCGGCCAGCCCGACGCCCUUCGCUCAGCCUUCUGGGUCGCCCUGGGCUGCUCUGCUGCUGCUGUCUUCCAGUCUCCUGCCACCACCCACUGGGUCUGAGGGCU